Molecule: messenger RNA, 831 nt
Organism: Geodia barretti
Lineage: Eukaryota; Metazoa; Porifera; Demospongiae; Tetractinellida; Geodiidae
Source: the annotation of a GenBank genome assembly
AUGAAGAACCGGCCGCGCAUCGAUGGGCCGGAGGUCGCCAAGGUGGAAGACCGCACCGUUUCCUGGCGUGACGCCGAGGUGCCGGUUCGCAUCUACACGCCGGCGGGCACGGGCCCCUUUCCCAUUCUGAUCUGGUGCCACGGCGGCGGCAUGGUGGUAGGCGAUCUCGAAACCGCGGAUGCCACGGCGCGGCACCUGACGGUCGAAACCGGCUGUGUGACGAUCUCGGUGGAUUACCGCUUGGCGCCGGAAUCGAAGUUCCCUGGCGCGUGCGACGAUUGCUACGCAGCCACGGUGUGGGCGUCGGACAACGCCGCCAGCAUCCAGGGCGACGCCUCGCGCAUGGCGGUUGGCGGCGACAGUGCCGGGGGCAACCUGGCUGCCGUGGUGGCACAGAUGGCCCGCGACCGCGCCCACCCCGACUUGGCGUUCCAACUGCUGGUCUAUCCGAUGACCUCGCUCGAUUUCGAGACGCCUUCCUACGUGGACAACGCUGAUGGCUACCUGCUGACCCGCGACGGCAUGAAGUGGUAUUGGGAUCAAUAUCUGGGCGCUUCCGACGACCCGAAUCACCCCUACGCCGUGCCAUCACGGGCCGGGAGCUUCAAGAAUCUGCCCCCGGCGCUGGUCAUCACCGCGGAAUUCGACCCGCUGCGCGACGAGGGCGAGGCCUACGCCAAAAACCUCGAAGCCGCCGGCGUUCCCACUGCCUGCACCCGCUACGACGGCAUGAUCCACGGCUUUUUCGGCAUGUCCGGUGCAGUCGACAAAGCCGGCCAAGCCGUCUCUGAAGCGGCCGCGGCCAUGAAAAAGGCUUUCGCCAGUAAAUAG